Lytechinus pictus (painted urchin) is the source of this 2316-nucleotide messenger RNA. RefSeq names its product leucine-rich repeats and immunoglobulin-like domains protein 3. The transcript has a single exon. Bases 70 to 2139 code for a protein of 689 amino acids. Gene Ontology annotation, molecular function: protein binding. The record is from RefSeq and is a predicted model, not a curated record. Lineage: Eukaryota; Metazoa; Echinodermata; Echinoidea; Temnopleuroida; Toxopneustidae.
UGCACAUGUAGCCUCAGGGGAAAUUUCACGACUGAUGGCGAGGACGGAGGAUCUGGAAACGACACCAUAAUGCUGAUAUCUUGUGAGAGUACCAACAUACACGACAUCAUAGAUAACGUCAAGAACCACCUGGCCUCUAACUUGGAGAUUCACGUGGGGCAAGGAUCUGGAGACCAAGUCCUGCACAGUUUGGCUUUCUCCAACUUCUCCAUGCUGCGGUACCUCGACCUGUCAAGCAAUUAUAUAACGGAGCUUGAACCAGGUGCCUUUCAUGACGCCAUCGGACUUACACGACUAAACCUUAGUCACAAUAUCCUGAAUGGCUUGAUGUACGAUACGUUCAGUGGAGUUAUGUUGACCUCGAAUUCUUCGAUCCAGUAUGGACUACCCAAUCUCAAAGAACUUAUACUUGGCAACAAUGACAUUUCUGUUAUUCAAGAAGGGGCAUUUGAUGGCUUAAUUGCUCUACGCUUCCUUGAUCUGUCGGAGAAUCGCAUCUCAGAGAUAGGCAAUUUUACAUUUACUGGCUUACAGGGCCUCACUGUCCUGAACCUUGCUGGAAACAUCAUCCAACACCUACAUUCUGGUAUGUGGGGAUCACUAUCCGAAGUGCAGGAAAUUAGCCUAUCUGACAAUCAGAUUGGCGAAAUUGCAUUAGACUCGUUCAAAAACCUGCAGAGUCUUCACACUUUGCGACUGGACAAGAACCGCAUUGAAGGUGUUCUUGCGCCUGGCCUCGAAUUCCCGUCCUUGAAAAAACUAAACAUGUCGCACAACUACAUCUCUCAUGUGCAUUUCCAAUUCUUUCAUGAUAUUUCACGAAAUAUGCUGUGGAUUAAUCUUGAUAACAACCUCAUCACUAGCAUUGAUUACGGGAGUUUCGAAAGUGAAACCCUUCAGGAGCUGUACUUGAACAAUAACCAUCUCGGCAACAUAGGGGUUGCGUUUUUGUGGGGCAUGCCAAACUUGGUACACCUCGAAAUGAAAAACAAUCACAUCGAGCACAUCGCCCAGUUUAUGUUGGGUGACCUUACAAGUCUUAUGGUUCUGAAUCUUGACAACAAUGACAUCUCCUAUUUUGUGGUAGACGUCUUUGACAUUGAGUACGAUCCACGGCAACGUCUUCAGCCACAGAAACCUUCUAACAUAAGGAAAAUGUACAUCAGCAACAAUCGCCUAUCAUACCCUUCAAAUCUUGUCAUCGGACAGAUGCCUCGUAUGGAUGUUUACUCUGCAAGUGGAAACACGAUUUUCUACCUUCGCUCACAAGAUCUACCAGAUCACGGAACCUUAGCUGAAAUUGAUCUGUCAUUGAAUGGUAUGUAUGCAAUCUCUGCUGAUUCGUUUGCAAACCUCCCAGCUCUCAGUACAGUCGAUCUGAGAGGCAACCUACUGCAAAGCCUGUCUCGUGAUGUCUUUGAGAACUUACCGUCAUUUCUGUUUUUGGGAGGAAACCCCCUGAUGUGCGACUGCAACCUAGCUUGGCUUAAAGAAUCUGCCAUUGACAGUGCAGAUGACGCAACGUGUGCUGCCCCAAAGGCUUUUGAAUCCAUGGCACUUUCCUCUCUGGAUGAUUCAGAGUUUCAUUGCUCUAUCGAAGCCAACAUGAACUCGUCAAACGAAUUUUCAGGUGUUCAUGGGCAAGGUGUCCUCCUAGAAUGUCCCGUCAUGUCUGAAAAUAAGGCCAGCAUCCAAUGGUUAAUCGCCGCCUACAACCAUACCUCGAAGUCAAUGGUCCUGGAAGACGUCACCCAAACAGACAGUGGAUCCCCUGGCAUCACUAAGUUUCCCAACGGUUCACUCUACCUUCACACAAUAUUGCACGAACAAAACACCAACUACACCUGUCGUGCAACGAACAACGUUGAUCAAAGAGACUUCCUCAUCUUGUUGCGAGUUGAAGGCUCCAAUGGAACAGAUCUCUGGGGUGGAAAGGACGGUAAUGGCGAGGGUAACAACAUUUGGCAGACCAGAAUCAUGACAUAUAUCUUAGGAGGGGGAGCUGGGGCACUUUUUCUCAUCGCCCUCAUCAGCAUCGUCUUGGCAUUCUUUCUGUCGAACAAACGACUUCAGAAAAUGGCAUCUGGAGAUUCACCUGUAAAGGAGCUUCCGAUGAACAAGCAGUACGGAGAUGAUUAGCUAAACAGGCUAACAAAAAAUCAUUUCAUUCAAAGUUGAUGAAUUCCUAUUAGAAUAGUCCAUCCUGCAAAAAAGCCUCAGUUAAUUAAUCAUCAUUCCAAAAACACAUUGUGAACUCCAUCCAUACAAACGUCAUCUAAAUUAAAUCAUAAUUGUGUUCAUAUCUUAUUAUUAUCA